CAUGAUUUAACAUGCUACCUCAAAUUGCUUCACCAAGGAGAGCGCUUGCGGGAUGUGUCGCUUCAAAGCACGGCCGCCACAACCACGAGAGCCGUGGCCAAGUUUAGCGUUCACUCUGCUUUAUGCACCGUCGCGCCAACAACCCAUCAUGCUGGACCCUCUCGUGCCGCGUGUCCAUGACCUUCUCGGGCUCAUCCAACGCCACGUCGAGCUGAUUGUCACGACCUCGUCACCAGCUCAACUCCGGGACUGGUUAGUCGUCUCGUUGGAUCUGUUGGCUCGGCUACAGGCCACCCAAGUGGACCAUCCCGAGUUCCUAGUUGUCCUCAAGGAAACCCAAGUCCUCGAAGCGGAGAUCGUGAACGCAGUGCUUGCUUUACACCGCCACAACUUCCACUCGAACGUUGCUACAGUCAGCUAUGUUCAAUAGUGGCAAACGUGGCCUCCGACCUGCCGCGCCUGUGUUCUUGAACUGUAUCGCAAGCGGCGUCCCUGAAAUAUCCACCAAGUGCGCAGUUCACUGCUGCACUGAAAACGCCAUCUUUGCCAUAUGAAUUAGUACAUUGGUGGGGAUAGUUUCGUUGCCCAACUGUCCAAGGUCCAUUCGAUCGGUCUGC
Molecule: messenger RNA, 617 nt
Organism: Aphanomyces invadans
Lineage: Eukaryota; Oomycota; Saprolegniomycetes; Saprolegniales; Verrucalvaceae
Exons: 1
Coding region: 53-430 (125 amino acids)
Source: RefSeq, a predicted model, not a curated record